This is a messenger RNA of Suillus fuscotomentosus, 2628 nucleotides long. RefSeq lists its product as uncharacterized. Bases 1 to 2628 code for a protein of 875 amino acids. The transcript has 3 exons. The record is from RefSeq and is a predicted model, not a curated record. NCBI's taxonomy places the organism in Eukaryota, Fungi, Basidiomycota, Agaricomycetes, Boletales, Suillaceae.
AUGGCAUUCUUUUUCAGGACCAUUGACAACGGAAUCAAAUUAUUGUCAUUGGUGUCUAUCCCAGAAGUCACCGACGUUCACACUAUGAACAAGAUCACGUCCGACGAGCUUAAUCGUCUAGUCACUCACGAGGGUUCACCAGAGGCCUCACAACUGCUUGGACACCUACUUUCUGAAAUAUUCCAGCCUUUCACAGAACCUCUUCCCAAUGUAUGCGACCUUAAAAUACCUUUUGGAAAAAUCAUUCAUCGCAACAAUCACAUCAAUGAGAAAUUCAGCGAGACAUCACCAGAUACCCUAGUGCCACUGUACGACACUGAAGCGAAGACUUGGAAUUGGGCUCUUCCAGUCGACCCACCUGGAGAUGAUGAUAGCAGCCUUCUGGGUCAGGUUGAGUUGUCAGAGAGCAACAAUCCACAGGAAGCAACCCACAAAGAAAUUUUUGCAGCAUUUCUCAAUGCUCUGGUUGGCUGCUUUGCAGCGUCACAGCCCAAACUAGUAGCCAUGCGCUUUGCAACUAGCUCAUGGAGUGCAGCCAAUGCACAUAAGGCAUUGCCCGGCAGUGACAUCAAGUGCAAGCCAGAUAUCGUUCUAUCUGACAACAUAUCAGCAAAGUGGGGAAACAUCAGAGUCUCAGCUGAACUCACGCACAGUCGCUACCAGCCUGCGAUGCGACUUGGGAAGGCUGCAGAUACCCAUGCCUACCUUAUGAUGAGUGAGCAGCCCUGGAGGCGCUUUGCUCUCAUAUUAUCAUUCACAGACGAAUAUCGCCACCUAAGAGUCUUGAUGUAUGAUCACUCUGGUGGUGCUGUGUCCCCUCGCUUCAAUAUCUACACACAACCUGACAUAUUCUCGCAUAUCAUCGCGGCUAUUACUUUUGGGAGUCUGGAGUGUGUCGGCUAUGAUCCCACUGUUUCCUUCUCGAGGACUGUUGCAGUAUCCCAAAGCAAAGAUAUCUGCGUCUAUCGUCCCAUCAAAAAUGCUUCUGCCCGAUGUACUACGACAGAUAAUGCUGUUGCUGCAUCCACCUCCGAUUCUCUUUCAUUUUCCGAGGAUCCCGACGGAGUGUCAAGCAAUGCUCUUGAAUCAUCAAUCUCCGAUAACUCUGAUGAGUCUUCUAAUGACUCUACUCAUGACUCAAUGCAAGGGAAUCCGAGCGGCUCUCCCACACAUGACUCAAUGGAUGAAGGGUACUUCCCCGCCCCUCCCCCCCCAGUGCACCCCACUGCAACCCACAGCGGUCCCCUUGUUAGCCUCGCAUCCCAAGUACCCCAGGCUGAGAUGACCGAGAGCAUCUAUUCCGUUACCCCUCUCCCUUCCCAAUUCCCCUAUUCUACUCAAUCACCUGAACCCUGCGGCAAGAUCCACAUAGGGCAGACAAUCUACACCAUAAAGAGAAUUCUUUUUACAAGCCAGGGCCUCGUUGGUCGUGGCACCAUUUGCUACUUAGUCACCUUAGAUGAUGAAGACUGUAUCAUCAAAGACCAUUGGGUUGUGGAUAAGGAUGAUCGGGUAGUCCUGAACGAGAUCAAGAUGCUGGAGUUGAUGGAUGGUGUCCCUGGCAUUCCAAAGCUGGUAGAUUAUUGGAUCGUUGAACGGUCAGAUGGCAUGCCUGAUGUUACCAAAAAAUAUCGGAAAAAGGAAUGCCGGAGCACCCAGGGCACUAGUCGCACUCAUGUGCGUCCUGUCUUGAAGCCAUGUGGUCGCCCCCUUCACAUGUUCCGAACACUUAAGGAGUUUGUGCGAGCACUAAGAGAUAUUGUUAAGAUUCAACAAACUGCGGUGGAGGAACAUCAGAUUUUGCAUCAGGAUUGUAGUCUUAACAACGCAAUGAUCCUAGACGACAUUAGUGGCAGGGAAGGCUUUCUUAUUGACUGGGAGUUUGCGGUUUGCAUCGCUGCAGAUCAUAAAUAUCCCCUUGGUGGUACAGGCACGGUCCCUUUCAUGUCACGCGGGCUUCUUAACCAAGUCUCAGUCAUCCAGCAGGAAGCUGAGUUGGAAUCUCAGGAGAAAAAAGCGACUCGGGGACGCAAAUCAGUCGAAAAACUGAAAACCCCGAAAUCGUCCUCUGAUUCUAAAGCGCUACCUGUAUCAUACGUCCUUCAAACUUUUUCGGAUGACCUGGAGUCCCUUUUUUUUGUGUUCGCAUGGGCUUGCAUCAAGUUCUGUGGUCCCAACAGCAUGGUGCACAAGGAAUGCUCGCCCAAUUCAUUACUAAAUCAAUGGACCAACCUUGACCUGGGGUCAUGCGCCACCUUCAAGAUCACUUUUUUUGCGAAUCCGACAGAUGGAAAGCAUCUUAUAGACGAAUUUCACCCAUACUUCAACCCCCUGAUCCCCCUCACAAUAGAGUGGUGUAGAGUUCUGGUGGACAACAUGAUCCACCCCGUCACCUUUGACACCAUUCUUGGUGUACUCAACUCUCAUCUCGACAAGCUUCCUGACGACGAGGAGCUCGUAUCUACUGUGAACAUGUUCAUGAAUGAUGCUGUCAUUCUCACAUGUCGUGUCAAGGGCAAACAGAUUGCUUCAGAGUCUUUCUCUGUGGCAGCCACAACACCUAAGCAGCAAAAGUCUCGCCAUGGUGAUACCGAGUCCGACUCCUCAGCAUCAGGCAGUGACACAUGA